AUGGAGCCGACGCAACCGCCGACGGAGCCGGGUGUUCACUCUGGCGAGGACUUCGUUCACAUCGAAGACCCCAGGCCUACCGGCGACAUGUCGUUGAGCGACAGCAUAGUGAAUGUGGAGAAGGAUGAAUUGCUCGACGAGGCGGCGGAGGAAGAAUUUAGAGACUCCGAUUCCGUAGUUAGCGGCGGCGAUGCAGCAGCUGCAGAUGGAAUCGGCGGUGGAGCGGCGGAUUAUGCCGAGUGUUCAUCGGAGACGGCGAAAGUGGAGCUGCCGGAGGAAUUUGCGAAGAGCGUUGUGAUUCUGACGUGCGAGUCCACAGCGAUUGGCGGAUCCUGCGAUGUGUAUUUGAUCGGGACUGCUCAUGUAUCAAAGGAAUCCUGUCGAGAAGUUGAAGCAAUAGUCAGCAUCUUGAAACCAGAGGUUGUCUUCGUGGAGCUGUGUUCAAGCCGAUUGUCUGUUCUCAAACCUCAGAGUUUGAAGAUCCCAACCAUGUCGGACAUGAUAGAAAGUUGGAAGCAGAAACAGAACACAUUCGGAAUACUUUACGGAUGGUUUCUUGCAAAGAUCGCCAGUCAGCUUGAGGUCUUUCCUGGUGCCGAGUUUCGUGUGGCAUACGAAGAAGCCCUUAAAUAUGGCGGCAAGGUGAUACUUGGUGAUCGUCCUGUUCAGAUCACAUUAAAAAGAACAUGGGCCAAGAUGCCUCUAUGGCACAAGGUAAAGUUUCUAUACUCGUUCCUGUUUCAAGCUGUCUUCCUGCCGAGCCCUGAAGAACUCAACAGAAUGCUGAAAGAAAUGGACAAUUUGGAUAUGGUGACAUUGGUAAUUCAAGAAAUGAGCAAGGAGUUUCCAACUCUAAUGGAUACACUAGUGCGUGAGCGAGACCAGUACAUGGCAUCCUCUUUGCUGAGAGUUGCAAGUGAGCACAGUUCGGUUGUGGCGGUUAUCGGGAGAGGGCAUAUCGAUGGGAUCAAAAAGAAUUGGAAGCAACCUAUAACGAUGAAAGAUCUAAUGGAGAUACCGACGGAUGAGUCAGUAUUUACAGUGAAGAGGAUAAUAUCAUCAGUGGCGAUUGCAGUGGCUGGGACAGCUAUAGUUUCGGGCAUACUUCUUGCAAGAAGAAGGUGA
Molecule: messenger RNA, 1125 nt
Organism: Microthlaspi erraticum
Lineage: Eukaryota; Viridiplantae; Streptophyta; Magnoliopsida; Brassicales; Brassicaceae
Source: the annotation of a GenBank genome assembly